AUGAUUCGUGCCGAUCAUGUUUCCUGCCGUGAAUUCAUCCUGCAGCUGAACAAACAAGCAUCACGUUGCAACUAUGGUGAUCGCCUGGAAGAACAAAUGUAUGACCGCUUGGUGGCAGGCAUCAAUAAUCUGAUUCUUCAACGAAAGCUGCUGGAGUUGCUGAACUGGCAACUUGCCAGUCCAUUUGAGUGUGAUUCGUGUUAG
This is a messenger RNA of Echinostoma caproni, 204 nucleotides long. The record is from the annotation of a GenBank genome assembly. NCBI's taxonomy places the organism in Eukaryota, Metazoa, Platyhelminthes, Trematoda, Plagiorchiida, Echinostomatidae.